AUGGACCAGUGCGGCGUGGGCCUCUACGGCGUAGCCGAUCGCAUCGGGUACGCGACGGUGGCGUCGGCGCCGCCGAAGCGGCCGGCGGGGCGGACCAAGUUCCGGGAGACGCGCCACCCGGUGUACCGCGGCGUGCGCCGGCGCGGCGCCGCGGGGCGGUGGGUGUGCGAGGUGCGCCAGCCCAGCAAGAAGUCCCGCAUCUGGCUCGGCACCUUCGCCAGUCCCGAGGCCGCCGCGCGCGCCCACGACGUCGCCGCGCUCGCGCUCCGGGGCCGCGAAGCGUGCCUUAACUUUGCCGACUCGGCCGCGCUUCUCGCCGUCGAUCCGUCCACGCUCCGCACGCCCCAGGACAUCCGCGCCGCCGCCAUGGCGCUCGCCCGGGCCGCCUGCCCCCAAGACGCGACGAAUUCCUCUGUGUCCGUGGCGGCCGCGCCCGCGCCCACGACGAUGCUGAUGAUGCAGGAGGCCGCGGCGGCACCGCACGACAGCCUCGCCAUGUACGGCGGCUUGGCGGACCUGGACCAGCAUUCCCACUACUACUACGACGGGAUGAGCGGCUGCGGCGGCGACUGGCAGAGUAUCUCGCAUAUGGACGGAGCCGACGAAGACGGCGGCUACGGCGCAGGAGACGUCGCGCUCUGGAGCUACUGA
This is a messenger RNA of Triticum turgidum subsp. durum (durum wheat), 651 nucleotides long. Lineage: Eukaryota; Viridiplantae; Streptophyta; Magnoliopsida; Poales; Poaceae. The record is from the annotation of a GenBank genome assembly.